This is a messenger RNA of Aedes aegypti (yellow fever mosquito), 2208 nucleotides long. Its product is annotated as sodium-coupled monocarboxylate transporter 1. The transcript is spliced from 7 exons. Gene Ontology annotation, molecular function: symporter activity. The coding region runs from base 382 to 2157 and encodes 591 amino acids. NCBI's taxonomy places the organism in Eukaryota, Metazoa, Arthropoda, Insecta, Diptera, Culicidae. Gene Ontology annotation, cellular component: membrane. The record is from RefSeq and is a predicted model, not a curated record. Gene Ontology annotation, biological process: transmembrane transport; sodium ion transport.
CGCUUCAAACGAUUUCUCCACUAGUAUCCGUGGCAUAUCAGUUCACCGAGUUUCGCCUUUUGAGCCCCCAUUAACUAUAUUUAGCAAAAAAAAACACGUGAGCUUACAUCGUAAUGGAAAAGGUUGAAGAUUCACAAGCGGGAUGCUGGGCGCUUUCUUUUAUCAGUGUACACUGUACAGCGUCACAAUAGGUACAUGACGCAUUAAUCCGUCCAUAAAUUUGAACCAUUUGCGAAAACAUCCAGCUGAGUUGAGCAACUUGUCCGGAAAUUUUUCGCUGAAUCAGUUUAUCCAGAACACGGCAGUGUAACAACAGCAUCGGGUGAUUUGAGUGCUUUCAUAGGCUUGAUGUAAUUACGUGUAUAAACGAGAUCGAUUACGAUGGAAGGCUUAAAUGUUCAAGAUAUUAGCCGAUCGCUUCAACGCUUUGGGCUUGUCGAUUAUGUGGUGUUCUGCGGAAUGCUGGUGGUGUGUAUUGGCAUCGGAAUUCUGUUUGGGUGGAAGGAUCAUACCAAGCAUGCCAGACGCCAAAGUCUCCGUCGGGGUUCGGAAGCACUCGACUAUCUGGUUGGAGGAAGACGAAUGAAGAUUUUUCCGGUGGCAAUGUCGUUGGUGGCAAGUUUCAUUUCCGGAAUCGCACUUAUGGGUGCGUCUACCGAAACGUAUUUAUAUGGGAUGCAGUUUGCGUACAUAUUCUCCGGGAUCAUAGCAAUGUGUGUCGCAAUGUAUUUUAUUUUCUUGCCCGUGUUCCAAGGACUUCAAAUAACGUCGGUGUAUGAAUAUUUACAGAUGAGAUUCGAUAGAAGAAUACGUUUGCUGGGGUCGGUGCUGUUUACAGUAGCAACACUGUUACAUCUACCCAUAGUGAUAUUCGUUCCAGCAUUAGCAUUCAAUCAAGUUUCAGGUGUUAACGUUCACUUUAUUACCUCCGUUGUGUGUACAGUAUGCAUCUUUUACACGAGCGUUGGUGGCAUAAAGGCAGUCGUUUGGACAGAUGUAGUGCAGACCAUUGUCAUGGUGGGGGCUCUUAUUUUGAUAGUUUUGAAGGGAACAGCCGACAUCGGUGGACUGGGAGUAUUGAUCGAACGAAAUUUAGCUAGCGGAAGAAUUGAGCCACCCAACUUUAAUUUAGACCCCACAGAACGCACUACAAUUUGGGCUAUUUUCUUCGGCGGUGGUUCAUUUUGGAUAGCAAAAAACUCGAUUCACCAAAUGAUGAUCCAGAGGUAUCUCUCGCUGCCAUCUCUAGCCGAUGCUCGUAAGGCAUUGAUUCUCUUCACGGUUGGAAUGAUUUGUCUGAUGAUGACCUGCUUCUACAAUGGUUUACUAAUCUACGCUACAUUUCACGACUGUGACCCCUUGACAACCAAGCUGGCAAAGGAGAAGGAUCAACUGUUGCCUAUUUUGGUGAUGAAAGUUUUUGGAGAUUAUCCCGGAAUGGCGGGACUUUUCAUUUCAGGAAUUUUCAGCGCUUCCCUGAGCUCUCUAUCGACUGGAUUGAAUUCUUUGGCAGCAGUUGUCCUGGAGGACUUUGUUAAGCCGUUUAUGGGAAGUGAACUGACGGAGCGCCAAACCCGUUAUCUGAUGAGAGGAACGGUGCUACUGUUCGGUGUCAUUGCAGUUGCUCUUGUGUUGAUUGUAGAGAAACUUGGCACGGUUCUUCAACUUUCGAUGAGUUUGGUUCCGAUAUCGUUGGGACCAUUGCUGGGAGUGUUUCUUAUGGGCAUGCUACUUCCUUGGAUCAACGCGAAGAGUGCUCUUGCUGGAACUUGCACAGGCUUGUUGACUAUGUCAUAUAUAGUCAUCCGUGCACAAAUAUCUAUUGCUAUGAAGGAGAUUUCGCAUCCCACAAAACCCCUGUCAGUUGAUGGCUGUACAUACGCUUUCAGUAAUAUCACAGAGACAGUAAAUGGUUCGAAUCACAUUAUAGUAGACAAAUCCAUCCACCACGUAUCAUUUCUGUAUUACACAUUGAUUGGAGUUAGCAGUACGGCUGUUUCAGGUUUAAUUUACAGCUUCAUCUUUGGGCGACAAAAGCUUUCCGAAAUGGACCCACUGUUAGUGGCUCCUUUUUUGAGGAACACAGUUUUUCCUAAGCAACCCACCCCUAUCACUGCCGUCGUUCAUAGUUUCGAAAAAGUUGACACUAAACUGUAGAUAAGAGCAAACCUUUAAGAACAAAUAAAAUUGAAUUGCUAUGAAACCUAA